AUGUUUCUCGAGGCCGCUCCGCCCUUUAACCAAGCUACUGCAGAUGUCACAUUUCGGUCUUCCGACAAUGUGUGCUUCCGUCUCCACAAAGUCAUUCUCUCUCUGGCGUCGCCCGUGUUCGAGGGAAUGUUUACCAUUCCUAGGCCUGCACAUGGCAACGACCAGCCCAUCUCGGUGGCCGAAGACUCACAGACACUAGACAAGCUGUUCCGCAUACUGUAUCCAAUACCCGAUCCGCCACUAGAGACGUCAGCUGAGGUGGGCGCUGUUCUAGCGGCGGCGUUGAAAUACGACAUGGAUUCGGCGAUCACCGUUUGCAAGAGGGCGCUACUCGAUCCUGCACUACUCCGCAAGGACCCAUACGGCGUCUACGCUGUCGCGCUCGAUCUCGACUUAGAGGACGAGCUGCGUACGUCGUUGAGCCACAUCUUGCACUGUCCGUACGAUCUACCUAAAGGGCCGUCCACGGCUCUUUGGACUAUACCUGUCACAUUGCAAAAUUGGUUCGUCCAGUAUCGCGCGGAUUGCAAGGCGGCUGCGAUUGAGGCCGUUUCAUCUUACCUCCAACGUGCUCAUGGCGACCGUGGUGCUUUUCACUACGAAUGUGCCCCGUGCGCCACCUACGAUGGCACGUCUAUAGGGCCAAUGGAUUUCUCCCUUCGGGAGGAUCACUAUGUUGCACACUCCACCGACAUUUUGAGUGCAACUCCAUGUGGUGCCGCAUUGUUGGAGGACAAGGAACUUGGGUCGACCGUCUUUGCAGUGGGGGAGAAUACCGCAGUGAGGUGGACAAGGCUAUUGCACAGAAGAGCAUCCGACCUCCAUAUAGCACUUAGACGACUCGUGAGCUUUCUCAUAUUUAUUAGACGGCAUGGCCCUUUUCUCUCUUCUGAUUAG
Sparassis crispa is the source of this 897-nucleotide messenger RNA. RefSeq lists its product as hypothetical. Lineage: Eukaryota; Fungi; Basidiomycota; Agaricomycetes; Polyporales; Sparassidaceae. The record is from RefSeq and is a predicted model, not a curated record. The coding region runs from base 1 to 897 and encodes 298 amino acids. Gene Ontology annotation, molecular function: protein binding. The transcript has 4 exons.